UUCGUCAGUCGUUUCGUAGUUUCUACAUUAAUAACAGCAGGCUUUUGCUUGCGUCCUCUCAUUGAGACCCUCAUCACGAUCUUUACUGGCUAUUUGGCCGUCCAUUCAUUCGUUGCGUCAACACCCCCUUAAUUCACCCACUAUGUCUCGUUCAACAUUCACUCGUGUGGUCACCGCUGCCGGGCUUCUUGCCUCCACUGUCUCCGCUGUAUUUGAUGUGGCAUCAACGCAAAAUGUUGCUGUGUACUGGGGUCAGGGUAACGACCAGAUCACUCUCCUUGAGGUUUGCACCGAUCCCAGCAUUGAUAUUGUCAAUAUUGGGUUUGUCAACGCUUUCCCUCAGAACACGACGGAUUAUCCAAAGACAAACCACGCGAACGCCUGCUGGGGCUACUACCCGAUGCCCGAUGGAAGUGGGAGGGAUAGUGGUCUCCUCAAAAACUGUGCCGGCGUUGGAGAUGCGAUCAAGACCUGCAAACAGAACGGCAAGAAAGUCUUGCUCUCCCUUGGUGGAGGGAGCCCCGCGGACUACUAUCUGCCUUCUGCAGAUGUCGCUCAAUACUUUGGCGAUUUUCUCUGGGGUGCCUACGGACCCCUGACCGAUGCGUGGAAGACUGCCGAUAAGCCUCGUCCGUUCGGAGACGCAGCUGUUGAUGGGUUUGACCUGGACAUUGAAUCUGAGAGGGCUGUUGCACCGGCCAGUCAACCCAACUACCGGUUCCAGUACUACGACGUGUUAGUUAACCGUCUGAAAGCAACAAACCCGAGCAUCCUCAUCUCGGCGGCCCCCCAGUGUGUGAUACCCGACGCUCGGCUCGCCUACGCUAUCCAGAACUCGCACAUCGAUCUUCUCUUCACACAGUUCUACAACACUGAUUCAUGCUCGGCCCGGUUGGGAUACACUCAAAUCAAACAGGAUACCACUGGCUUCUCGUUCGACGCCUGGGUCAACUGGCUGAACCAAAACUCUCAAAACAAGCAAAUCAAGCUCUACCUUGGAUUGGCGGCUGGUCCUGCCGGUCUGCCGUCGCACAAAGACCAUUACCUCAUGCCUGAAGAAGCGAACGCGCUGGUGACAAAGUAUCAGAAGAAAUGGCCCUCCAUGUUCGGGGGUAUGAUGCUGUGGGAGGCGACAGUCUCAAAGAGGAAUCUGAUAAACAACAAGCCAUAUGCUGACUGGUCGAAAGCCAUUGUCGAUGGUACUUUCGCUGAUAAGUACACGAGCCCUGUCUCGUCUUCGUCAGUGGUUGUUUCGUCCACCAAGAUCACUUCUUCCACGAUGAGCUCGGCAACUUCCUCCUCCAAGGUCAGCUCAUCGUCUAUCAAGAUCAGCUCAUCCACCAACGUCAUCUCGUCAACCUCAUCCAAGAUUGUUUCGGCAACACCUUCAUCCAAGGUCGUCUCAUCGACUUCCUCGUCCAAGGCCAUCUCGUCGAUUCCUUCCUCGUCCAAGGCCAUUUCAUCGACUCCUUCUUCGAAGCCCAUUUCGUCAACUUCCUCUUCCAAGAUCACUUCAGUAACACCUUCGUCCAAGGCCAUAUCAUCAAUUUCGUCGUCCAAGAUCGCCUCAUCAGCUUCUUCGUCCAAGGCUGUUUCGUCAACUCCUUCAUCCAAGACUAUCUCGUCAGCUUCUUCGUCUAAGAUCGCCUCGACAACGUCUUCAUCCAAGGUUGUUUCCGCAGCGUCUUCAUCUAAGAUUGUUUCCGCAAUGUCUUCGUCUAAGAUUGUCUCAGUAACGUCGUCUUCCAAGAUCAUCUCGACAUUCUCUUCGUCCAAGAUCAGCUUGACACCUGCGUCUUCCAAGGUCAGCCUGACAUCUUCAUCGUCCAAAAUCAGCUCAGCGUCCUCCUCCAAGAUUAGCUCGGCACCAUCUUCCUCUGCCAAACUCAGUUCGUCCAUACAGCUCAGUUCAUCCACGAAAUUCAGUUCAUCGGUGAAGCUCAGCUCGUCCACGAAACUCAACUCGCCCACCGCCAGCUCAUCCACUAGACCUGCCUCCAGCAGCAGCGCCUCAAUCGCCCACGUCAGUUCGCGCGACUACCCCAGCUACCCAAUCGACAGCUCCAGCAUAGUCUACCCUGUAGAUAUCAGCUCGACGGCCAAGUAUCCUGUGGACGACAUCUCGAGCACCGAGAGCGUUUCCACGUCUUGCACCACGUCGAGUUAUUCUACCCCAACUCCAGACUACCCAGUCUACACCGUCUCUUCUAUGGAGAAAUACCCUGCCUAUCCUGAUUCGACUGCUUCGGCUGGAGCGUCUUCUACUUCCAGCGAGGACUAUCCAGUGUCGAGCUCUAGCCCUGAGUAUCCAGGUUACUAUGCGUCGAGUUCUGCUUCUGCAUACCCGGUAUACCCAGUGUUGAGCUCCAGUGCUAAGUAUCCAGAUUACUCUGUGUCGAGCUCCGCUUCUGGUUACCCGGCUUACCCAGUCUCGAGCUCCGUUUCUGGAUAUCCCGUCUACCCUAAUUCAAGCUCCGUUGCUGAAUAUCCGGUCUAUUCUACGGCGAGCUCCACCCUCGGAUAUCCCGUCUACGCAGCUUCAAGUUCCACUCCGGGCUACCCCGUCUACGCAACUUCAAGCUCAGAUUCGGGCUACCCCGUCUACCCAGCGUCCAGCUCUAUUCCGGAGUACUCUGCUCGCCAAUCCAGCAGUAGCACCACGACCGUCAUCACCACAACCUACGUAGACGUCUGCUCCACAGGUCUCACCACCAAGACAGCCACCAUCACAAAGACCGUCUGCGGUUCCUGCACUGAACCCUCGACGACGACGGAAGUGCCACAGGACUGGACAACGAGCGUGUACGUGUCCAAGACGCUUACAAUUACGAUUACGAAGCCCAUUGCUGCACCGACCGGUGGACCAGCGAUGGAGACGGACGGAGUUCCCGUGUACCAGACUUCCAGCAUGGUUGAGGGGUAUACUGCGACGUCCGAGGUUCCUGCUUACCCUGGAUACCCAACGUCUGUUGGAGUGGUGGAAUACCCUGCAUCUUCGAAGGUCCCUGUUUACUCUGCAUCCGCUGGACACCCAUCGUCUGUCAAGAUCGCCGAAUACCCUGCAUCCUCCAAGGUCGCGGAGUACUCUGCGCCUUCCAACCCAUCCCUGGAAACAACCACUACUUCUCCCACCACGACCAGUUCUUCUACGCCUAACCACAUCCACAACCACAGCCACGGACACAACCACAAACACUACCACCACUCCCCCGCUCCCGCCCCUAACCCCACAACAAGCACACUCAUCCAAUACGUCACCCUCACGAAAGUACCCGUCCCAUCUACACCAAUCUACACCCCUCUAUCCCUCGCGCAAAAACACACAUCCGCACCCUAUGCGUCAGCAGGCAAUGCAACGAAUGUGUAUGCGCCUACGGGCAUGGGGUUCGCGACGGGUGUGGUGACGGUAUCGGCGACGGGAUAUCCGGUGAAGCCGUCUAGUUAUGUGCCUGCGGAGUUUACGGGUGCGGGGGUUGGGAGGGGGCGUGUGGGGGGUGUUUCGGGAGUGUUUGUGGGGAUGGUUGUUGGGGUGUUUGUUUUGUAGGGGGGAGUGACGUGUUUGUAUGUUUGUAUGUGUAAGAUGGGGAGUAGUUAUGUGUUGUAUAUAUCCUUUUGAUGUUUGUAUGGUAUGGUUUGCAGGUAUGCCUUUUCAACUGCAAUCUCGUCUUCUUUGUGCCAUGCUUGAUCCUCGUAUCCGGAACGGAAAGACAUGUUGUUUUCACAAGGAAGAUAGGAGAACA
Messenger RNA from Dothidotthia symphoricarpi CBS 119687, 3740 nucleotides. Its product is annotated as glycoside hydrolase family 18 protein. The transcript has 3 exons. NCBI's taxonomy places the organism in Eukaryota, Fungi, Ascomycota, Dothideomycetes, Pleosporales, Dothidotthiaceae. Gene Ontology annotation, cellular component: extracellular region. The coding region runs from base 143 to 3544 and encodes 1133 amino acids. The record is from RefSeq and is a predicted model, not a curated record. Gene Ontology annotation, molecular function: chitinase activity. Gene Ontology annotation, biological process: carbohydrate metabolic process.